AUGGCUCCCAAGAUUCUCGUCGUCCUCACCAGCGCUGACAAGAUUGUCAAACUCGACAAGCCUACAGGCUGGUAUUUGCCCGAACUUGCUCACCCCUACGAUGUCCUUGCCCCCAAGGCCGAGCUUGUCCUUGCCUCCCCCAAAGGCGGGGUCGCACCACUCGACCCCAGCUCCGUCGAGGCCUUCAAAAACGACGAAUCGUCCAAAAAGUUUCUCGAGAAGAAGCUUUGGGAAAAGACCGCACCCCUCAAAGACUUUGUCGGCCGAUCGAGCGAGUUUGCCGCCAUCUUCUACCCCGGCGGCCACGGCCCGAUGUACGACCUCGUCGACGACAAGGACUCGAUCGCGCUGAUCGAAGAGUUCUACAAGGCCGGCAAGCCCGUUUCCGCCGUGUGCCACGGCCCCAUUGUGUUUGCCAACGUCAAGAUUGACGGCAAGCCACUGGUCGAGGGCCGCGAGGUCACCGGCUUCACCAACGAGGAGGAGACCCAGGCCGGCCUCACCGAGGCCAUGCCCUUCCUGCUUGAGGACCGACUCAAGGCCGUUGGCGCCAAGUGGAACCAGGCGGCUGAGGCUUGGGGCGAGAAAGUUGUUGUUGACGGCCAGAUAAUCACUGGCGAGAAUCCUGCUUCCGCUCAUGCUGUCGGCGUUGCUCUCGCCAAGGCGAUUGGCGCAUAA
Molecule: messenger RNA, 678 nt
Organism: Akanthomyces muscarius
Lineage: Eukaryota; Fungi; Ascomycota; Sordariomycetes; Hypocreales; Cordycipitaceae
Exons: 3
Coding region: 1-678 (225 amino acids)
Molecular function (GO): glyoxalase III activity
Source: RefSeq, a predicted model, not a curated record